GAGAGAGAGAGGAAUGCUACAGUCUCCCGUUUUGUUGCACGAGGAGAAGAGAGGAGAGGAGUCGCCUCUGAUGACAGACAGCAGAUCUGCUGCCUGCGACACCUGAACACAUCACCAAACAGAGAGAACAUGAUGAAGGAGAGGAGCCAACUGUAGGAGAGGAGGAGGAGGCUUUCCUAAAAAAAUAAAGAAGAAGAAGAAGAGGAAGAAGAGGAAGAGGAGGAAGAGGAGGAGGGCAGUCAGUCAGCCGGCUGGCCGGAGCACGGAGCCAGUCAGUGGGAGAAAGAGAAAUAGAAAUCACCGCUAUACGACCGUCACAUCAUCACAUCACAUCACAGCUCCGAGAUGACAAAGUCCCAGUGAAGGAGACAGAGAGAGAGAUGUCGCAGAGGAAGAUAUUCCUGGUCUUCAUCGCCAUCAGUACUGUCAGUCUUCUGCUGCACCAUGGGGGCCACUUGAGCUGGACCAUGGAGGCCUUGCACCUCAGUUGUCCUGCCCUUCGUUCCCACCCUGCCCCGGGCCUGAAACCGAAGCACACCAAUGUGGCCUUCCUCAAGACCCACAAGACGGCCAGCAGCACCAUGCAGAACCUGCUUUUCCGCUUUGCGGAACGCAACAACCUCACGGUGGCGUUGCCCGUGCAGGCAUGCGGCCACCAGUUCUGCUACCCGCGCUCCUUCACCUCUCAAUUUGUCCACCCGCACACGCUACCGCCGGACAUCAUCACCAGCCAUCUGCGCUUCAACAAGGCGGAGCUGCGGCGCCUGAUGCCCAACAACACAGUGUAUAUCACGAUCCUGAGAGAGCCAGGCUCCAUGUUUGAAUCCUUGUUCAGUUACUACAACCAGUACUGUCAGAGCUUCAAGAGGGUCCCCAAUGGCUCCCUGGAGGCGUUUUUUGCGGAGCCUUGGCACUACUACCGAGCAGAAGAGAAGGACUCCAUGUAUGCACAUAACACCUUGACCUUCGACUUGGGCGGAGACAAGGAUCGCCCAGCGACAGAUGUGGCGUAUGCACGGGCCUUUGUGGCUGAGGUGGAGCGAGUUUUCCCCCUGGUGAUGAUUUCCGAGUACUUUGAUGAGUCGCUGGUUCUCCUUCGCCAUCUCCUCUCUUGGGAUCUGGAUGACAUUCUGUACGUUAAACUAAACAUGCGGACGUCGAGCUCAAAGCGGAGCCUGACACCGGGCCUUUCUUCAAAGAUCCGCGCCUGGAAUUCCUUAGAUGCACGUCUUUACGACUACUUCAACGCCUCCUUGUGGCGCCAACUGACAGCUCUGGGUCCGGCCUGUGUAGCGAGGGAGGUGCGGCUCCUUCGGCGAGCCCAGGAAAGAUUAAUGAAAAGCUGCUUCAGUGGGCGGAUGCCGCUUCUCCGAUCAGCCGCGCAGAUCAAAAACAAGGAUCUCCGCCCCUGGCAGCCUAGUGGAAAAGUCGACAUUGUGGGCUACGACCUCCCGGUGAAUCUCAGCCGUGGGUUCUCGAGCCAGGCCCAGGAGCUCUGCCUCAAGCUCAUCAUGCCAGAGGUCCAGUACACACGGGUGCUCCUGCGUUCCCAAUCGCUGCGCUACCGCCGAAGUUACCAGCUCCGGCCACCACAGCAGUCGCAUCCCCUCCAACAGCCCGUACGCACAACCCUGCCUCGGCAUCUUCAAGUGCAACGCAGCCAAAUGCCCCCUGGAGCCCCAGGCCCUGCAUCAGGGACAGGGUCCACCUCCACCUCAAAACCUGCUGCAGGAACUCAAGGUCGGACCACAAAGUUAACGCCUAAAUCCUCACAGACUGAAAAAUAAGAGACUGGAAUAUAAUCUGAGUGCCCAAAAAACUGCAAUCAUACCCUGACCGUUGAGACAAUGGUGAUUGGUUGGUGGGGUGUUGGGUACAAGAAGUUGGUGUUGGAAACAAGGGUGUCUUUGGGAAAAAAGUCUGGGUUGUUCUUGAAUCAAUGUCUCUCCUGUCCCUUCUAGACAGAGUUUGGGAUAAAAAUAAAUGAAGAAAAAAAAGGCAGGUAAGACAUAUCUGGAGCUGAACUUGAAUCUCUCCCCUCUCUGGUCUGUGAAACAGUAUCAGGGUUGGCAGACACAAGGGCGGGAGAAAUCUACACUGGGACUCGGCUCAGUUGCACGCCUCUGCACACCCGGCAACAGCGGAUGGGAGAGGGUUUUAGGUGAAAGUGGUUCUUUGAAGCAAAUCUGUUAUGUGCGACUGGGACUCAAUGGGGAAGUGGCGAUAUCGGGCCUAUUGUGAGGCACAGAGUAGGCAUUGUGUGUAUCACACUGGUAUAGUAUCAUGUUACUUGCUUUCAUUCCCUGUUUCUCGAGCCCUCUCUCUGGCUCUCUCUCCCUAACAUAUGCCACUUAAAGUCCUUGAGAGAGACAUAAUGACAUAAAGGGAUCAGCUGUCAGGCGUCCAAAGAGCCUCCUAAGAGGCCAGACAGACAUUGAGAUCACCUCCAACCAUUAAUACAACAGCACAAUCAACUUCUCUUCUUCUUCUUCUUCUUCUUCUUCUUCUGCUGCUGCUCUUACAAACUUUAGAGCCAAAAGCAAUGGAGGGAGGGGGGUUAAAAAGCCAGACAGAUAAAGAGACUUUAUACAGAGCCUAAAGACUGGAUGCGCAGUUUGGCCAGCCAUUAUCGCUAUGACUCACACAGAGACCGAACACACAAAUCAAGCCUGUUUCUCUUCAGCUUUUGACCUCUUUGGCUUCGUCCUCUCCAUCCUCCAUCCCCUCAUCCCUGCUGCUACCCUCCGGUCGCACUCUCAACCCAAAGAGCAGCGCCGACAUCUUGUUUUCUUCAACCCCCGGUUCACCUCUGAUCGCAGUCGACCUCGGACCACCAGCUGAGAUUGUGCAUCGUAGAGACUUUCUGGGUUUCUGGAUGUGGGGUUUUGUUUUGUAAUCUUGUUGCAAUAAGAUCGCCUAUACGAAAGGCAUGGAUUUAAUAACCUACCAGCAACCCCACACCGCACACACCGGCACAAACAAAAACGAAAAACAACUUGGACAAAGACUUGAGGCCUGUGGGUCGCAGUGUUUGAAUAUUUAAUCGUCUCCUCUUGCGGCCCUCCUAUGGCCCACGUUCUUGGGUUACACGGCCGUACAUUUUCAUUAGGAAUACAAGGACCGGGCGAAAGUGGCUCAUUCUGCACUUGGGAAACGUGGGAGGACAAAGCGAGAGCAUCGGUGUGGGAUGCUUAAAGUCUCGUUAGGCUGGUGGGCCGGCUGGUUUGGCUGUGAUCUUAAAAUGUCAUCCCUUAUCUCAGCUGUGAUCCAUUUUUAAUCCAUUCUGCUCAUAUUUAAUGUGUCAUUUAUGUUCUUUUUAUUCCUCCAGUGAUCAGCAGGACACUGCUAAGUAACUGGGGGGCGGAGGAAGGAUGUCUGUGUGUAUAUGCGGGAGUGUGUGUGAGCCAGGAAGCGGCUCUCUCGGCUUCAUGUUGUAUUUUUUUUCCCCCAAGGCCAGCCAUGUUGGCAUGGCAACAAAAGGAAAUAAUGUGUAUGAGAUUUAUUGAAACUAUGUAUUAUUUAUUAUCGGGAUUUAAAGAGUCCUUUUACUGUAUUUUUAACUGUUAUUUUUCAUGAAUCACUGGAUAAAAUCCUUCACAUGUUCAGCGUACCACUGAGGUGGAACAAGGCAUGUGGAAAUGAUAUGAAGAAUGAAUUCUAUACAUGCUCUACAUAAUGCAAAACUACAAAGACCACUUCGGAAAAACCGCACAUUGAAACAAGUGUAGUCGCUUUAAAAUUAAUCUUUCAUUCUGCAGUGCUUAAGUGCUCAACCACACAAAGCUUUUGUGGUUGGAGUCUGUCGCACUGUAGGUUACAAUAAUGAAAAACACACAAACCACCGCUGCUCUGACAGGAAUAAAAAGCGGAGCGGGCGGAAAACAGACAUGAGUAGAGGAUAAACAGUUUUAUGAAGUGGCUGUGAAUAUUUUAAUUCAAAGUGUGCUUAUCCGAACGUACCGGGGAACCUCAGCUUUGAAAGCACGAGCUGCACAGCGUUUUUUUAUUUAUUUACAGGUUUUUGAAAUGUGUUCGGAUAUGUGUAAUAUUUCUUCUAGGUACAAACACUGCGAAAACUCACUUUAAAGGAUAAGGCUGGUCUUUUUCUACACUUUUCUUACUGUUAACAAAUCCCACAAAAAGACCAAAACCAACAAUGUGUAAGUCUGUCUGCUAACUUUCCCGCCCUGUCUGUGGCACACAGCUUCAAGCGCAUUGGUUCCUGCUGUAAAUCCUUAAAAAACGGGUCAUAAAUAUAUGGAUUUAUUCUUUAAAAAAAGGCUCAGUAAUUCUCUAAAACAGCUGGGCAUUGUCGUUUUUUAGCAGCUAUCACUCAAACAAGAAACGGUGCAUUUGUUGGGGACUAUUUUCAGCUGUGGAUGAAUACACAUUUAAUAGUGUCUAUUUCCAGCAGCAGGACGGUGUAUGUUGGAUUAAAAAAAAACUACAGUGCCCCUGUUUGUCGUAAUGAUGGAGCAUGUCACCCAGUGCACCAGCCAGACACAUUGAUGUGUUUUUAAAACGAGUGGCGACCUACGGUGCUGAGCAGUGAAGCGAACACAGAAGUGCCAAAAACUGCAGUUCCUUGAAUGGCCACUUGAGGCUGGCUCCAAAAGCGAGUCCAUCCCCAUAGACCCCCAUGUUAAAAUGCCCAACUUUACAGCAGAAAUAAACAUGUUUACAGCCUGGUACAACAAAAACGGUUUUGGUCUCUAUCGCUGAUUUCCCUUUUAUGUCUGUACAGGGAGGGAAUUUUUAUAUAACUCACCUGUUUAAAUUAUAUUUAGGCUUAAAGUUGGGCAUAAUGAGGGCGUGGUCGUCGCUGCCAAGAUGACGACGGCCGGAGCCACCCUCUUCAGAGACCUAUGGGGUGACGUCACGGAGACUACGUCCAUAUUUUAUACAGUCUAUGGUUUAUAAAAGGUUUUGGGAUCAAUUCAUUGCAGUUUUUGGUCGUUUCAUGGGAUUUGUUGACCAUAGGAGAAAUUUAGAAUAUCACCAGCCUUAUACAUUAAAUCACAUUGCUGAUGAUGCUGAUCCUUAAACUAUAUUUUAAUUAGUAAAUGUGAAACAAAGCAUUUUAGCUUUAAAUGAAACUCCUGAAAUGCUUCAACCUGCUGCUGUAAAAUAAAAAGAAAACACAGAAUUUAUGUGUUUGUCACUAAUUAAGCAUUUACGGAGACCCAAAGUGCUGAAUUGUAAUUUAUUUCUUAUAUAUUCAUUUAAUUUUGUAAACUUUAGGUCUCCAUAAGCAUUGGCACAAAACUUGACUUUUAAGGUUAAUAUGGAGUUCAGGUACUGUCGGUACAUUCCUGUGGUAAUAAAUAAACUGUCUGCCAAAGGCAAAUAAACUAAAAAGUACGAUCAAAAUGGGUUUUUGAAAAUGCGUUUCCUCCCAUGUCUGUGUCUGACUGGAAGCAAAAUGAAGAAUCUGUUUUUAUUUCCCCUGAAGUGUUCAUUUAUGAUCCAUCUCUCCGUGGCUGUGAGUCUCUCUAAGUGCUGUUUUGAUUGUACGAGUCAUUUGCCCAGUUGUUCUGCUUCUUGUGGGAGAGUUUCAGUAAUGGUCAUGCUGUCGUGUCUAAAGUGUCGGCUAUUCUUCUUUUGCCAGAGGGGUUUGUGAAUAACAGCACGCUAAAAUCUCAUCAUCUUCACAUUACUUGCCCCUUCUUCGUUUUGUUUAGAGCGACGUCGCAAAGCUGUUGUUUUUUUAUUUUCGUUUUACUAGAAAAUGAAAUUCUUCUGGUGUCGGAUACAUUUUUUUUGUGUCUGCUGAGCCUUUAUGUUGCAGGGAAGUGAAGGAAAACGUUCAUUGACAUCGGGUGAAAGUGGCGAUGGUACUCUGACUGUAUUUUGCUCAUCUUUUAUUUCCAUUUUCUGUUUAUGGACUUAUCUUUGAACUGUGAAGAAGGAGACAGAUUUUUCCCAUUUUGGUGAUUGUUAGGAAGAGUUUGGGUGGGUGACGGGGCUCUGAACAAACGGCUAAUGACAAUCAGAGCUAGGGGCCCCAAAGUUUUGAAAUGGUGGAGGGUGAACGUGACGAAUAAAGUUUGAAUGAUUUCAAUUCA
Sebastes umbrosus (honeycomb rockfish) is the source of this 6065-nucleotide messenger RNA. RefSeq names its product galactose-3-O-sulfotransferase 3 (gene gal3st3). The record is from RefSeq and is a predicted model, not a curated record. Gene Ontology annotation, molecular function: galactosylceramide sulfotransferase activity. The transcript has 3 exons. Gene Ontology annotation, biological process: glycolipid biosynthetic process. Gene Ontology annotation, cellular component: membrane. Lineage: Eukaryota; Metazoa; Chordata; Actinopteri; Perciformes; Sebastidae. The coding region runs from base 381 to 1787 and encodes 468 amino acids.